This is a messenger RNA of Lates calcarifer (barramundi perch), 1426 nucleotides long. RefSeq lists its product as uncharacterized. The record is from RefSeq and is a predicted model, not a curated record. Lineage: Eukaryota; Metazoa; Chordata; Actinopteri; Centropomidae. Bases 149 to 1063 code for a protein of 304 amino acids. The transcript is spliced from 2 exons.
AGCUGAGGUCUGUUCAGUCUCAUGUCUUAAACCUUUCCUCUCUGCACUCACAGGUCUGUAGAAGCAGCAGCUGGAGCUGAAGGAGCUGGCCCAGGCUGUGAUUGGUCCACUGAAGAGGGGACUCUGUUCCUUCAACAACGUCUCACAGAUGCUCCUCAGUAUAGACGCAGACAUCGUCCUUCCUGGAUGUCCGACCUUUAGCGAUGUCAGAUCAGAGAUUGUGAACAUGAAGCAGCAGAUGGAGGAGUCAGAGCAGGUGGCCACAAACAAGCUUCACUGUCUGGAUGAGGAGACUGAGCAUCUCACUGCAGAGCAGAGUCUGUUAGCAGAGCAGAAAAAACAGAGAGAGUCUGAGUUAGAGAACCUGAAAACACAGCUGGAGUCCUACAGAUCCUCUCUGCAGAGUUACACUGAAGCUCUGGAGACAGAGAGGAGAAACCUGAGGUCAGCAGAAGACACCCUGGGAGACAUGACUCAGAGAAGAGACGAGGCUGCAAGAAACGUGGAAAUUGGAGCUAUUCUCAUGGUUAUCCCCAUUGUGGGAUGGAUUGCUGGUGGAAUAAUGAUUGGUGUUGGAGAAAGGGAAAUGAGUGAGGCCUCUGAUGCUGUAGACAGAGCUAAGAAGGAAGUGGAGAACUGUGAAUCUCAGGUGAGCUCAUAUUCUGACAAAGUGUCUGAGUACAGAUCCUACACCUAUCGAGCUGAGUGUGACAUCCAAGAGGCUGACAGGAAGAUUGAUGAGGCCAAGGCCAAACAGCAGGCUCUGACUGUGAAGAGGGAGGUCGUUGCUGAUGUUCAGGCUAAAAUGAGACGAGCCGUCCAUCAGCUGGGGCCGCUGUGUGGGGCAGGGAGUGCAGCAGAGCUGCAGACCCGACACCAGAUCCUGCUGGAGCCUGUGGUGAAGGUGAUGCAGGAGAUUACAACAGCACUGGGUCACAUCACUGGAGAGGAUCUGCUGCACACAGAAGGUAUAAAGAGGCUGAUGUUGGACUUGAAGACAAACCAAGACAAACUGAAACAACUUGCUGACACCAAGAAGAGUUCAGAUGAUGAUUUCUACUGAUCUGAAACUCUCUGAAAAGAAACUGUUUGAAAUACUUCUGUUAGUGGGUCAAUGAAAAACCUUCUGAUCAAACACUGAUCAGCUCCAACAUGAAACCACUGCUACCAGAGGUCUGGUCUGACUCAGUGGUUUAAUGUUGCAGUUGAUCAGUGUGUGAUGUACUGGAAUGUGGUUGGUGUUUGUUUUUUAAAUUUUCUUUUUCAAAUAACAGAUGAGUUAAUAUGCCCACCUCCAAAUGUUAUGGAGCUUUAAGAUAACACUGGACCUUUUUGACUUCUUUAAUUUCAUAUAUUCUGGCUAAAGUCUAAAGUCAUAUCUUUAUAGAAAUACACAGAUGAAUGAACAGAUAUUUGAUUGCAGUCA